Molecule: messenger RNA, 2483 nt
Organism: Diprion similis
Lineage: Eukaryota; Metazoa; Arthropoda; Insecta; Hymenoptera; Diprionidae
Gene: TTLL12
Product: tubulin--tyrosine ligase-like protein 12
Exons: 1
Coding region: 348-2198 (616 amino acids)
Biological process (GO): protein modification process
Source: RefSeq, a predicted model, not a curated record
CUGUUUUUCAAAUUUCGCGCGCCUCGUAAACGGGUGAUUUUACUCCACUGUAUGUUACUCGUAUCUAAAAGCACGUGAGCUUAACAGACGACGCGAAGUCACGUGAUAUUUUCAGCCGGCAGCCGGGUGUUAUCAUUACAUUAACCAGCGCGCUUGUGGCCGGUAAAAAUACAGCAGAAAUAGAAACUAGUUAAGGUGUUUUUUUCGGUAAUUUUAACCGGGUGAAGUGUAAACAGUCCUAAAUGAAGACACACCCUAACCACUGAGUCCCACCACCAUCGAGACAGACUUCGUUAAAAAGGAAAACAGAAGCCAAUCAAGUAAAGAAAAUAAGGAAAAGCCAAAUUAUGGAUGGCAUUGGUCUGUAUCACACAUUCCUACAGAUCCACCAACCCCAGCUACAAGCUUCAGGAGUACCCGAAGUAUUCUGGGAAAUAUUGUUCAAGAAGCUGAAAGGCCAGGUGUUCGAUUCAGGCCUGAUAUUUCAGCUCGCAAAAAUCGACUACGAGGAUGUUGAGAGACCUGCGACAGAGCCGGUCUGGAAGCUGUUCGUGUCCUCGGAGAGUCCUGUUUCGGCUAAUAAUCCUGAGAACAUUUACCUGAUCGAUCAUGCGUGGACUUAUAGUAUCGAUUCAGCCAGACAGAAUUUGCUUCAAGUUCCUGGUCUGUUGGAUCGAAUGUGCACACUGAUGGGCCUUGAUGCCGACGAGUCGGUCAACGAUGAGGAAAAGUCUGAAUACGUCCUGCGUGAGAUGUGGCGAUACAACCAAACUUAUGCUUUGCGGGACGCGGCCAAUGUCGAAGACCGUAUGCCCAUUUGGUACAUCAUGGACGAGGUUGGAUCCGCCAUCAACCAUUCUGACCAACCCAAUUUUCGCACUGUUCCAUUUCUCCACGUUCCAGAAGGUGUUACUUACACACUAUUAUAUCCGCUUAGGGAUGUAGAACCGGACGAAGAGGUCACCAGAGACUUCGUUGAGGGACACACUAACGAUCCGAUCACCAAACGUGCCCUGCUUCUACCGUGGAGAAAGGAUGAAAGCUUCGUUGACGAGGAUUUCACCCAUAGAGAACCUGGCGAUGAUUAUUUCCUCGAAGGACACAUCAGGGAGACUCUAGCGGAGGUGAAUACUGCGCCUCAGCUCAACGCGGGGGAAAGAGUCAGGGUCUUUUCGCAGUACAGACUUGUUAAAGAGUUUCUGACCAAUCCUUUGUUCGAGAUAGUGGACAGCGAGCAAAACGCCAAUAUUUUAUGGCUCACUUCGCACUUUAAAGAGUACAACGAGCUUAGCACCGAUGCUCCUAAUGUAUUUGUCAACCAAUUUCCAUUCGAAAAUGUUAUUACUAUUAAAGACCUGCUUUGCAUUGUGUGCAGAAGAACGGCAGACUCAAAGAAGUACGAUGUUGAUACACUAGAAACUUAUCCGAUAUGGUUACCGACUACUUAUAACUUGAGAACUGAAUUGGUCAAGUUCGUUUCUUACUUUCAAAGAAGGGAAGCCAAGGGACUGGACAAUCACUGGAUCUGUAAGCCCUGGAACUUGGCCAGAGGUCUGGACACUCAUAUAACGAGUAACUUGUAUCAGAUAUUAAGGCUUCCCAGUACUGGUCCGAAAAUAGCUCAAAAGUAUAUAUCAGAUCCAGUUUUAUACUCCAGACCUGAAAUAGGAAAAGUUAAAUUCGACGUCAGAUACGUUGUAUUAUUGAAGUACGUCCAGCCAUUGACUGUGUACGUUUACUCAAAUUUCUUCCUUAGAUUUGCUAACAAAGAAUUCGCUCUAAAUAACUUUGAUCAGUACGAGCAGCACUUCACAGUCAUGAAUUACGUCGACGACAAUACGUCUCUGCAUCAUGUAAAGUGUGCUGAUUUUAUCCACGAAUGGGAAAAACAGUAUCCAAAAUUUUCUUGGCGAAACGAUGUUGAGAAAAAGAUCCUAUCAAUGUUGGAGGCGGUGUUUCAGGCUGCGGUUGCGGAAAAACCGCCUCGCGGAAUUGCCCACAAUUUGCAAAGCCGAGCACUCUAUGCUGCUGACGUAAUGUUGGAAUGGAGGAAUGAAGAGAUUAACCCAGUAUUAUUAGAAGUUAAUUUUACACCCGACUGUAAAAGGGCUUGCGAUUAUUACCCAAAUUUUUACAACGACAUAUUCAAACUUCUAUUCUUAGAUGUUGAAAACCCGACUGUCUUCCACAAGCUGUAGACCCGAUUAUCGUAUCGCUUACUGUGAUUAUCAAGAUUGAAUACCUGCAGUGCCCAAAUGUCACUGAAAGUUUAUUAUCGUCACUAUUUUUUCAGUCGUCAAUUUACUUUGUAAAUAAUAAUUGCCUUGCGACACUUUUGUGAUAAUUAAUUGUCAGUUUUGGAUUACUUGAAAAAUAUUUUGUAAUAUUUAAGUAAGAAUUACUUUUUAACGCUUUAAUUCAUUUCGAGCCUAACGAUCAAACGUGUACUCAUAUUUUUUGUACACGAGCAUAACUGUACCUAC